Molecule: messenger RNA, 1941 nt
Organism: Morus notabilis
Lineage: Eukaryota; Viridiplantae; Streptophyta; Magnoliopsida; Rosales; Moraceae
Product: purple acid phosphatase 2
Exons: 8
Coding region: 250-1662 (470 amino acids)
Molecular function (GO): metal ion binding; acid phosphatase activity
Source: RefSeq, a predicted model, not a curated record
UUCCAAUGAUAUGACUACAAAGUCAACUUUUUCGCCAAAAUUUUUUUUUUCUUUUUAAUUCACAGAAGAUAACAAACUGUCAGAGAAAUCCAAGGGAAACCCAUAACAAUUUAGAAUUCAACUCUUUGACAUUUAAUCUGUAUAUUCCUUUAUAGCUUUGAAUAUUCCCCACAUUUUAUGCCCAACAAAACUUGACACAAAUUAUAAAUAAUCUUUUCUAAAUGCAGGUUUUUCUAUGAUAAGAUCAAAAUGGGUCUCUUUGGUUCAUCUUCUUUUGUAGUUUUUCUACUGGGUUUGGUUCUUCUUCUGAAUAUUGCAGUUUUUUGCAAUGGAGGCAAAACAAGCACUUUCGUUAGAAAAGUUGAGAAAACCAAUGAUAUGCCUCUCGACAGUGACGUUUUCCAAGUUCCUCAUGGUUAUAAUGCUCCUCAACAGGUUCAUAUCACACAAGGAGACCAAGUGGGAAAAGCAGUGAUUGUGUCAUGGGUGACUGUGGAAGAACCGGGUUCAAGUAAAGUGCUUUACUGGAGUGAAUGGCAUAGAAAGCAAAAGAAGGUGGCUGAGGGAAAAUUCACUACCUAUAAGUUCUACAACUACACUUCUGGUUAUAUUCAUCAUUGCACCAUCAGAAAUUUGGAGUUCAAUACCAAAUAUUACUAUGUGGUUGGAGUUGGUCAUACUGAGAGGAAAUUCUGGUUCACAACUCCCCCAGAAGUUGGCCCUGAUGUCCCUUACACAUUUGGUCUCAUAGGGGAUCUUGGUCAGAGCUUCGAUUCAAAUAGGACACUCACUCAUUACGAAUCAAAUCUGCAGAAGGGGCAAACGGUACUUUUUGUUGGGGAUUUGUCUUACGCAGAUACUUAUCCGAACCAUGAUAAUGCCAGAUGGGAUGCAUGGGGAAGAUUUGUGGAGAGAAGCACUGCUUAUCAACCGUGGAUAUGGACUGCGGGAAAUCAUGAAAUCGAUUUUGCUCCUGAAAUUGGAGAAACUAAACCAUUCAAGCCUUAUACUAAGCGGUAUCACAUGCCUUAUAAAGCAUCAGGGAGUACAGCUCCUUUCUGGUACUCAAUCAAGAGGGCUUCUGCUCACAUCAUUGUAUUGGCUUCAUAUUCUGCAUAUGGCAAAUACACACCACAGUACAGAUGGCUCAAAGAUGAGCUACCUAAGGUUAACAGGAGCGAGACGCCAUGGUUGAUAGUUCUAAUGCAUUCUCCAUGGUAUAACAGCUACAACUACCACUACAUGGAAGGAGAAACCAUGAGAGUCAUGUAUGAGGAAUGGUUUGUGAUAUACAAAGUGGAUGUGGUAUUCGCUGGUCAUGUCCACGCUUACGAACGCUCUGAACGUGUGUCCAACAUAGCUUAUAAUGUCGUAAAUGGAAUUUGCUCUCCUGUGAAAGAUCAAUCUGCACCUGUGUACAUAACCAUUGGAGACGGAGGAAAUCUUGAAGGCUUAGCAACCAACAUGACAGAGCCACAGCCAGCAUACUCAGCGUACCGUGAGGCCAGUUUUGGUCACGCCAUUUUCGACAUCAAAAACCGAACCCAUGCGUACUACGGUUGGCACCGGAACCAAGACGGAAACGCGGUGGAAGCUGAUUCCAUGUGGUUUUCCAACAGACACUGGCAUCAAGUUGAUGAUUCCACCACAAGUAGCCAAUGAUGAAUGAAUGAGAAAAUAAAUGUGUGAAAAUAACAUAAACAUUUGUAUUUUCAUCAAUAUAAUAGCACAAACAUUUUAAAAUUUUUUAUCGAUAAGAUUUUCAAUCUUUUCCUCAGCCCUUUGUGGUCUGCCUUUUUCUGUUUGAUUACUGUUGUAGCCUUGUACAAUGGUUUUGUAACGUCUUAAGAUCAUAUCUUUAAGCUUUAAGCUUUAAUUUGAUAUGUGUCAUGUAAUGCGUUUGCUUGCAAUGAAAAAGUGAUUGAGAGUUUUCUAAUAAAA